Molecule: messenger RNA, 1038 nt
Organism: Dentiscutata heterogama
Lineage: Eukaryota; Fungi; Glomeromycota; Glomeromycetes; Diversisporales; Gigasporaceae
Source: the annotation of a GenBank genome assembly
AUGGCAAAAAAAAAGAAAUUAUCUAACUUUCAGCAUGGAGGAAUUCUUUAUGAUCAUGGGCGUAAAGAUGCAUUAUCAACUAUUGCUAAAAAUAUCAAGUGCAGUAAAACUACUGUGCAUGAUACUCUAAAAUGGUAUACUGAAACAGGUUUUACGGUACCAAAAAAACGUCCAGGUCCAAAACCUAUCUUCGAUGAAGCUGCAUUGGAAGAACUCAACCAAAUUGUUAUACGAGAUGCUAUGCAUCAUCGUCUAACUAUUCAUGAAAUUCAAGCUUUAUGGCAAAGAGAAAAAAAUCAGAAGGUUUCCAUUUCAACACUCCGUCGCGCUUUAAGAAAAUGUGGUCUUCGCUCUUGUGUUGCACGUCACAAGCCAUUAAUUUCUGCAAACAAUAAGGUAAAACGGCAAGCCUGGGCAAAAGAUCAUCUAAACUGGUCAACUCAUCAAUGGCGAAAUGUGGUCUGGUCAGAUGAAUCGGUUUUCAAACAGUUUUCUCAAAAUUACAAUACACGGGUUUGGCGUACCUCGACUGAAGAGUUUGAUGAAUCAUGUCUUGUUCCUACUAUAAAACACAGUCCUAGUCAUAUGUUUUGGGGAUGUUUUUCAUGGCAUGGGCUAGGACCAAUAAUUCCUAUCCGUGGUAGAAUGAAUGGUGAAGCUUAUGUUAAGCUUUUAAGAAGGCAUGCAAUUCCUGUUGUAUGUCAAUUGGUUCCUGAUGGGCAAGGCAUCUUUCAACAAGAUAACGCACCUGCUCACACAUGUUCUAAAGUUAAAAAUGUUUUUAGAAAUGCUAAUAUUCCUGUAUUACCAUGGCCUGCUCAAAGCCCAGAUAUGAAUCCAAUCGAAAAUAUGUGGCAAGAGGUUGAAAGAUGUUUGCGUAAUUUUCCAGACAACCCUACAAGUAUUCAAGACCUGGAAGAAAAAGUUAAAGCUGCUUGGUAUUCAAUUCCGCCUUCAUAUUAUCGCAGAGUGAUUAAUAGUAUGCCCCGUCGGGUAGAAGCAUGUGAUGAUGUUGAUGGUGGCUCAACUAGAUAUUAA